Messenger RNA from Dacryopinax primogenitus, 837 nucleotides. Its product is annotated as Nucleotidylyl transferase. Bases 1 to 837 code for a protein of 278 amino acids. The record is from RefSeq and is a predicted model, not a curated record. Gene Ontology annotation, molecular function: nicotinamide-nucleotide adenylyltransferase activity; ATP hydrolysis activity. NCBI's taxonomy places the organism in Eukaryota, Fungi, Basidiomycota, Dacrymycetes, Dacrymycetales, Dacrymycetaceae. The transcript has a single exon. Gene Ontology annotation, cellular component: nucleus; cytoplasm.
AUGACUGGACAAUUAUCUGUCGAGGACGCCAUCAACCGGCUUCAUUCUACCAAAGAGAGAUCAAUAGAGAUCGUCUUUCGCAGCGAUAACUUCUGGCCGUUCAAAAAUCAUAUGGGCCCCACACCUGCGGAUGAUCAGGAGGACGUGAUCAUCUCCGUCUUCGACUCAUCAUUCAACCCUCCUACCCUCGCCCAUCUCUCUAUUGCACUCCUUUGCCGGCCUGAUUCUACCUUUCCAUUCGAUGCGCACUUGCUUCUGUUGUCCGUCACAAAUGCGGAUAAGAAACUGACACCAACGGACGCGACGUACGUCCAGCGCGUGGAGAUGAUGAUUCUGCUUGCCCACGACAUGAUGGCGUCGCAGCCAGGAAUUCGGGUUGCUGUCGGCAUCAUUGACGAGCCGACGUUUGUUGGAAAGUGUCGCGUCAUCCAACAGACAUUUGGAAAGGAGUCCGGCAAGUCUACGAAGGAUAUACGGAUGUGGUUUGGCAUAGGAUGGGAUACACUUCUGCGUCUGUUUGCUCCUCGAUACUACGGAGGUAUGGAUGCAAUGGAGGACCAGCUCGAGGAAUUCUUCGACAGAGAUGGGAGCGGUGUAAUCUGCGCACGGCGAGGAGACGGAACGAAAGAUGAAGAGAAAGUCUUCUUGGCAACGGACGUCGUGAAGAGAUGGGUGGAUGAUGGCAAGGUUGUCAUGGUCGACAUUGGCACCUAUGGGGGAUACAGUUCAACAUCAAUCCGAGAUGCAAUCGCCAAUGGAGAAGAUGGUUGGCGCUCUAUGUGCACCAGCAGCAUUGCGGACUAUGUACGAGAUGCUGCAUUAUACGGUAAAGUUUAA